AGACCUUGUUCUUUGUGUACUCCAUAGUUGGCCAAAUAUCCUCUCCCUCUCUACCCGUUGAUCUCUUCCCAUUUCAUAUAUCGUUAGCACUUAUCUUACUUUACUCAACGUCCCUCCUGUUGAGCUUACAUGUCAGUCAAAAGAUUGUUUCCCUCUCCCCGAAGGCUAAUAAGACAUUAUGGUCCUUGAUAGUCUGACCUUUGUAUUAGUCAAUACAUUCCCGUCGAUUCCCCCUUUUUCUUCCUCUCUCUCUCAGUUCUCAGCUUUUGGAGCAUACCGAACUGUGUGGCUACCUGAGUCCGUGUCAUAUCUUCGCAUAGAAUGCGACAAUUUGAUAACCCCAAACUGUGCUUUCAUUAGCCUCUUUAGACGUUUAGUUACUCCGCGCCUUUGCAGCGAAAGGCUUCGUCAAGCAGUAUAUACCUCUUCUGCAACCACCUGCAACACCUUUUCAUUUACAAAAUGACAGGCCUAUUUGUUGGGCCCGUACCGCCACGUGAUUUCCUCCUUGACUUCCUGAAGCUGAAGUCACUACAGAAGCCGAAGGCGCGGCUAAAAGUCGAUUUCUCCCAAGUGCCAUCCGUGGGAGUCGAAAGGGAUACAUACGAGCCUAUAUGCAAUGCCAUCAACAAUUCUGACGUCUGCCCUGGCUUCAGGUUGAUCGACAUUUCGAGCUCAAUGGACGACAAUAAUGUUCGACUGCGCCCGGACCUCGUACUCGUACCAACUGACGCUGAAGACCUGAUGGACUAUACCAUUACGGAAUUCUUCGUCGAGGCAAAGUUCAGCGAUUUCAUGGACCCCUUCUACGACGUCCAGGACACAGCCCUGGACGAUACCGAGGAGAAACCGACGGUAGACAACGCGGACGCUCUCGAACAGAUCACAAGCUAUGCGGCCACAUUGUUAGCCCGGCAGCACAGAACAUUUGCGUUCUCUAUCGCCAUCUACGGCCAGUAUGUUCGCUUCUUCCGGUGGGACCGCGCUGGGUGCAUUGUCAGCGAUAAAUUUAGCUUUCUCGAAGACUCGGACCUCUUGGCCGACUUUCUCUGGUGCUAUGCCCAUAUGACACGCGAACAACGUGGCUUCGACCCUACUGUGGUGCCUGCUUCUGCUGCAGAAUCCAAACUGCUCUCUGAUGCUCUGUCGCGUUACAUUGAGGAGUCCAAACCCCGCGAUGUCAGCUAUCUCCAACCCAAACCUGACUCAACCUAUCCGAUCUCCAAGAUGCAGAUUCCAAUGACGAAGGGCGUUCGCGAUCUGAUUGUUGGCAAACCGUUCUGGGACGCUGACUCUCCUGAUCGGACGACGAGCGCAUACGCAGCGUACGAUAUGGUGGACAAGAAAAUCGUGUUUGCGAAGGACUCUUGGCGUGAUGAGGAUGAAGGCAUGCUUUCGGAGGCUGAGAUCUAUGAUAUACUCAAGAAGAACAAUGUGCCCUUUCUCCCCGAAGUCAUCGCGGCUGGGAACGUUUAUGUGAAGACCAAGAAGAAGAAGGUGUAUCAGAGGACACUUAUUGAAAAAUGGUACACUUCUAACAGCAGAUCAUUACUGUGGUGCCUACCAUCUACGGAUCUACGAACCCUGGUGCAUUGCAGGGUCGUUCAAGAACUCGCCUAUCCUCUCACGUCUGCGCUCUCAUCGAAGGAGGCCGUUCAAGCCAUUCGCGAUGCGAUCGAAGCUAUCAAAGUUGCGUACCAUGAUGCUAAAAUCUUCCACCGCGACAUCAGCACUGGGAACAUCAUGAUCAGUAAAUCGGGUCGCGGAAUCCUCAAUGACUGGGAUCACGCACUAAAAGUCAUUCUCAGGGACACACCCCAAGGGUAUCGGGUAGGCACCUGGCAAUUUAUAUCCGUCCCGUUACUGCGGCGUCCCAAGAAAGGCCAUGAGGUGCACGAUGACCUGGAAUCGUCAUUCUGGGUGUUACUUUACAUUUCUCUUCAUUAUUUCAAACACACCAAACUUUUCGACGUCGACUUCUUCAAUGAAUACAACGAGUACAGCCGAAAGGACAGUUCAACUCGCCACGCGUAUGGAGGUUUAGCAAAGAAGGAUUUCCUGUCCGGGACACUACGAGAUGUGAAAUGGACGUGUGCACCUUUGACCAAACUUUUACACAAGUUCGGCGAUCUGUUCGACCAAUAUCAAUUCUAUUAUGGGAGGCGGGAUCGUGAGGAACACGCAGCCUCCUUCACGGACAUCCAGAAUCAGCUCGACCAGGUGGAUAGUGUUUUGGAUCUUUUUGACACUGCUCUGGCAUCGGAUGAAUGGCCGGAGAACGAUGUGCUGCCUGAUCAGUAUAGCCGGAACGACGAGAAGAAAGAGACCGAGGAACAUCAUCAUUUGAAGUCACAGGCAGUUGCUCCUGCUCGAGAGAGGAAUCCUGUUCCCGUCGCUGGCAUUGCUUCUCCAGUUUCGAUACCAAAUCGGUCUGCUAUCUCCGCAGCACGUUCUAGCACUCCCUUAGUGCAACAUAGCAAGGAAGAGCAACCUCCUGUACUGGAAGCUGGGCCUUUACAGCUUCCCGUGGGUUCUUGCAGUACAGGGAAGAGAACAAUCGAUGAAGUGCCUGCAGAGGUGUCAGUGUCCAAGCGGGCGAAGACCGCGGCGCGAAGGCCAUUGAAACGUGCACCCAGACCCCCGCCUCCCGAGCGACCAGUGGUGGAACAUCGAUAUCCUACGCGUUUCAAGUUGAACGCUUCCCGUCAAGCCGGUGCUCUGAGCAACCAUGCAGACAUCGAAAUGCAGGAUACUCGACGCCGGAAUCCCUCUCGGUCAAGUGCAAAGUCGAAGUUGCACGAGACGCGUCGCCAACAGGUUGCUCCUAGUAUCCAGAAGCCGACAAAGGAGAAGAAACAGACAGGUCGAAAGGUUAAAAAGCCGACAAAGUCAACGGAAGCUGGUGGUAGUCGAUCUCAAGCGAGGACAAGUACUCGUCGGCGACGUGGUUGAUUGUUCGCCUGCAUUUUAGAAUCUUUCCUGGCGGCAACACUACGUAUCGUAUUCACUAUGGUCCCUGGCGUCUUCGGAAUUAGCCAGGCUUCGCGUUUGUAUUAUCUACUCGCUUGGAGUGGAUAUUGGGCCAAAUCAAUUCACUAUUUCUGGGCAACUAGUCGUCGAUCAUCUUGUGGAUGGUUCAAGAUCACAUGAAACGUGACUGCGAUGCUGAUGCGUUGUUUGUCCAGUAUCGAUACUUCCCCCCUAAUUAUAAGAGACAAUUAAGUACUCAAAUGGAUAAAAGUAUCGAAGCAUGGAAGCAAGUCAACUGGGAUAUACU
This is a messenger RNA of Somion occarium, 3277 nucleotides long. The record is from the annotation of a GenBank genome assembly. NCBI's taxonomy places the organism in Eukaryota, Fungi, Basidiomycota, Agaricomycetes, Polyporales, Cerrenaceae.